AUGUCGCCUUAUCGGAUUGUGUAUGGUAAGGGAUGUCACUUGCCGGUUGAAUUAGAACACAAGGCUUAUUGGGCGAUUAAAAAAUUGAAUUAUGACUUUAAGGCGGUGGGUGAGAAGCGUUUGUUGCAACUCAAUGAGUUGGAUGAAUUUCGGUUUGAUGCUUAUGAGAAUGCCAAGCUUUAUAAAGAGAGAACAAAGAAAUGGCAUGACGCUCACAUCUCACUGAAGUCUUUUGAGGUCGGAGCCUUUGUGUUGUUGUACAAUUCGAGGUUGCAGUUGUUUCCGGGAAAAUUGAAAUCUCGGUGGAGUGGACCUUUCAAGAUUCGGAACGUGGCGAAUAAUGGUGCUUUGGAACUUGAAAAUCAAAAGGGUGAACCGUUUAAGGCCAACGGACACCGUUGCAAGCCCUAUCUAGGACCUUUGACGGAUCAAAUUGGUGAAAAAGCUUAUCUCGCCCCCCUUUCGUGA
Molecule: messenger RNA, 468 nt
Organism: Mercurialis annua (annual mercury)
Lineage: Eukaryota; Viridiplantae; Streptophyta; Magnoliopsida; Malpighiales; Euphorbiaceae
Exons: 1
Coding region: 1-468 (155 amino acids)
Source: RefSeq, a predicted model, not a curated record